Molecule: messenger RNA, 1017 nt
Organism: Aureobasidium subglaciale EXF-2481
Lineage: Eukaryota; Fungi; Ascomycota; Dothideomycetes; Dothideales; Saccotheciaceae
Exons: 1
Cellular component (GO): nucleus
Source: RefSeq, a predicted model, not a curated record
UCAGCCAAAGACGCGCCCUUGUAUGGAGCGCCCAAGACGACAAAGAAGCAAAAGUCGUCGCGUGAGAUCAAUUCCUCAAACACCCUCGCCUUCACUUCGCAGCUGGAGACCCUGAUCAACGCCCGCCCAAGUUCCGCCGCAAACAAUUCCCGUCAGACCACCUCGCGGUCGCGUCCAAAAAAAGAAGACAUCUUUGCCGCUCACAAUCGCAACGUCAAGAAGCGAGCUGCAAGAGACCUCGAAGAUGACUCUCCAGCCUUCGAUCAGAAACACAGCACCUCUUCCGAAGCCCUAGAUUCCUCGGCAUGGCACCGCUCAAAGCGGAAGAUGGAAGAGAAGGCUCGACUGUAUGCCGCAAUGAAGCGAGGCGACGUCGGCGACGAGAACGACACUCAUCUGGUAGAUUUUGAUCGCAAGUGGGCCGACCAACAGAACAAACAAGCCUCCGACCAGUCCUCUUCCGACGACGACUCAGACAGCGACAAGGAGGUGGUUGAGUGGGAGGACGAGUUUGGCCGUACGCGGACAGGCACCGCUGCUCAACGUGCCCGUGAACAGCGACUCGCUCAACUUGGCUCAGAAGCCGCUUUGCGCUCACGACCAGACAUGCCCACCAAUCUCAUUGUCGGCGACACAGUACAGGUCGCUGCCUUCAAUCCAGACGAACCUGUCGCCCAACAGAUGGCAGAUCUGGCCGCCAAGCGCGACAGGUCACUCACCCCACCACCCAAUACCCACUUCGAUGCUUCCAAGGAGAUUCGACAGAAGGGUGUUGGCUUCAUGCAAUUCAGUCUUGAUGACCAGGAGCGCAAGAGACAGUUUGAGAAUUUGGACAUGGAAAGAGCAGAGACGGAAAGAGUCCGUGCCGAGCGUGAGAAGAGGCUUCAAGAUCGCAAAGAAGAGGUUGAAAGACGCAGGAAUGCCAUCAGAGAGAAGCGAGGCCUGAGGGAAGCGGAUGAUUUCCUGAGCGGUCUGGGUCAGGAGCUGGGAGCAGGACCGGACAAGGAAAGCAACGCU